GUAGUAGUACUAGUUGCAUGGCGUGCCCGUGCUUGCGCCUGAGUCGCCGGACUCCGGCGUGUCUCCGUUUGGCUGUUGUACCGGCGCCACCGGUCCGGCACGCCGCCAGCCGGACGCGACCGGGCGGCCGGCGCCCAUCGCCGUGGCGGCCGUCUCUCUCGCGGACCGGCCGGCCGCAAGAUGAGAUCCACACCCUGCCGUGCCGCCAACCAAGCUGCAAAAUCUGAGUGUGCCGUUCGACUAGUCCACGCACGGGACACACGCAACCAAAGCAAGCUUGCUCCGGCGACGCAGGCGAGGGUUCCAUCCGGCCAGGGACACACGCGCGCCCGCCCGCCCGCCUUCAAAACCCGUCUCCACCCUGCUCCGGCGCAUCCCGGCAGCCUUCAAAACCCGUCUCCACCCCGCUCCGGCGCGUCCCGCCCGCCUUCAAAACCCGUCUCCACCCCGCUCCGGCGCAUCCCAUCUCACCUCACCUCACCUCCUCACAGAAAGACAGAGACCUCCCUAUAAAAUCAUCGGUAGAACCCUAGCGCCCCCCACCCUCCUCUCUCCAUUCCGCCUCCGCCGCCACCCUCCAAAACCCCACCUCGCCCGCCACCAGAUCCCGCCGCCACCACCACCCACCAUGGCUACACCCACACCCUUCAAGUUCUUCGCGUCCGACGACCGUCAGGUGGGGCACCUGCUCGCCGCCGUCGAUGCGGCGGCGUCCCGGUGCACGGCGGCGGCGCAGCGCCUCGAGGCCGCGGCGACCAACGAGGCCAAGCUGAAGGGGAAGGGGGAGGCGGCCGAUGCCGACGCGGCGCGCGCCACCAAGCUCGCCGCCGAGCAGCUCGCCUCCGCCGCCGAGGAGGUCGCCGUCGCCAAGAAGACGCUCGCCGUCGUGACUCACGCGGUCGCCAAGGCCGCCCUGGCAGACGCAUCUUCAGCCACCAAUGCGCUCGUGGAUCUGCUCGAGAAGGACGGCCACACCCCCGCCCAAGUCGCCGCCGCCACUGCAACCGCAGCUAAGGUCCUUCUCGCCAUCGCCGACAAGCAGGCGCUGGCCUCUGCCGCUCGCGCCGAUGCGGUCUCCGCUGCCAACUUCGCCAAGGCUGCCACCUCCUUCGCAGCGUCCCCGACAGACUUCUACGUCUUUUCCUGGGAGUGCGUUGAGCCAUCCAACAUCAACCAGCAAGAAGGUCCAGCUCCUAGCAAGGAGAGAAGAGAUGGGAGAAACAGCUACUUGGAGGCGCUCAUUGGGGGCAGCGGUGGGGGAGGUCCGAGGGGGCAGAUCAUUGCAGUGGCAGCUCGCCUCGUCAACAGGGAAAUGGCCAAACAUGGCCAAGUUAUGUCGAUCAACAAUAUUGCAGAAAUCUUGAGGUCGCCGAUUGAUGUCGGGUCACCUCAACUCAAGGCCAUAUUGCCCCAUCUCGUUACCAUUGCUCCUCAGCUCCCCAUCCCCGAGCAGCUCCUUCCCGAGCUGCUUCUGCCCUCGCAGCUGCCAGCCAUACCUCAAGUCUUGCUUCCGCCGGCCUUCCAGGCAGCUUCCGAGGUCGCCAAGGAGGUCCAGCCGACGGUGAAACGGGGUGGGUGGAAGGACAUCAACGUGGGAAACGCAAUCGUGACUACUGCAAUCGGAUGGUGCGUCGGCAUGGGGCUGGAUGCGGCCUACGAGGAGGUCAAAGACUACCGCCCUGAUUUCUCCAAGCUGGGACAGUUCUCACUGGACGAGACCCCCGAGCCUCAGGCUAGUGGUAAGAACUUUGAGUAGACUUGCGUCUCAAGCAUGUGGGAAGUAAUAGAAACAGUAGACGUCUAUGAUCAUUUUGCUUUCUUCCGUACCUCCUGCGGGUGUGGUUCUUGAAGUCGGCAGAACUGCUAAUGGAGCUUUUGUGAUGUUGAUGCUAUUGCCUGAUGAAGCACUAGGCGUUUAUGAUCAUUUUGCUUUCUUCUGUGUCUCCUGACCUGCGGGUGUGGAUCUUAAAAUGGGCAGAACUGCUAAUUAAAGCUUCCGUGCUGUUGAUGUUGGCAUA
Molecule: messenger RNA, 2018 nt
Organism: Aegilops tauschii subsp. strangulata
Lineage: Eukaryota; Viridiplantae; Streptophyta; Magnoliopsida; Poales; Poaceae
Source: RefSeq, a predicted model, not a curated record